AGACCAUGAAAGCCCUCAAAAUUUCUUUUAAUCAAUUUUUGCGUUUGGUAGGCGAGAAAAAGAGAAAAAAAAUCUGAUUUCUCCAUUGGAGGAAAUCCAUGGCUCCGAAGCCCAAAGAGAAGCCAAAAGGGGCUCCAUCGCCGUCGCAGCCUCCUCCCCCUAUCGAAGACCUUUUCACUUCACUCAACAGACACAUCCAACGAUCCGAAUUAACACAAGUCGUCAAAGUUGCAAAUCAAGUUUUGUCCGUCGCGCCAGGAGAUGAAGAUGCCAUUCGAUGCAAAGUCGUGGCGUUGAUAAAGUGCGAUAAGAUUGGUGAGGCUCUCUCAACAAUGCAGUCUGCUCAGAAGGUUUCUUCUGAUUUCAGUUUUUACAAGGCAUAUUGCCUAUACAGACAAAACAAGUUGAAUGAAGCUUUGGAGUUUUUGGAGAAGCAAGAUAAGACUCAACCAAGCAUGUUGUUAGAAUCUCAGAUCCUGUAUCGUCUAGGAAAAAUGGAUGCUUGUGUUGAUAUCUGCCGGAAUCUUCAAAGAGCAAAGAUUGAUUCCUUGGAAAUAAAUUUGGUUGCUGGUUUGAUUUCGGCUGGGAGAGCUUUUGAAGUACAAGGAACUUUGGACGCUUUUAAGGUUAAGGCAACUAGCAGUUUUGAGUUGGCUUAUAAUAUUGCUUGUUCUUUAAUUGAAGGAAAUAAGCAUAAGGAUGCUGAACAACUCUUGCUCACAGCCCGAAGAAUUGGUCAGGAAACACUGACAGAAGAGAGCCUUGCUGAUGAUGAUAUAGAGAUUGAACUAGCUCCAAUUGCUGUCCAAUUAGCUUAUGUUCAGCAGCUCCUUGGUCACACACAGGAGGCAGUUGGAGCUUAUACAGAUAUCAUAAACCGAAGUCUGGCAGAUGAACCAUCACUUGCGGUGGCAGUGAACAACCUUAUUGCAGUGAAAGGGCCAAAAGAUAUAUCUGAUGGCUUAAGGAAACUUGAUCGGCUUAAAGAGAAAGACUCACAGAAGUUUCAGCUUGCACAUUCAAUUGACUUGAAGCUUUCACCAAAACAAAAAGAGACAAUAUAUGUGAAUCGUGUUCUUCUACUUCUUCAUGCAAAUAAGAUGGAUCAGGCUCGGGAACUUGUUGCUGUUUUACCUGAGCUGUUUCCUGACAGUUUGAUGCCAGUACUGCUCCAAGCUGCACUCUUGGUGAGAGAAAACAAGGCAGGGAAAGCUGAAGAAAUGUUGGGUCAGUUUGCUGAGAAAUUCCCUGAAAAGUCAAAGAUCAUUCUCUUAGCAAGGGCACAGGUUGCUGCUGCUGCUGGUCACCCUCAAAUUGCGGCUGAAUCCCUUGCUAAGGUGCCUGAUAUCCAGCACAUGCCUGCCACUGUUGCCACCCUUGUUGCUCUCAAAGAGCGUGCUGGGGAUAUAAAUGGUGCAGUCACUGUACUUGACUCCACAAUCAAAUGGUGGAAAACUGCCAUGACUGAGGAUGACCAGCUUAGUAUUAUUAUGCAAGAGGCUGCUUCCUUCAAGCUCAGGCACAGCAAGGAGGAGGAUGCUGCCCAUCUAUACGAGGAGCUUGUAAAAAGUCAUGGAAGUAUAGAGGCAUUGGUUGGGCUGAUAACUACAGUUGCUCAUGUGAAUGUUGAUAAGGCCGAAGCUUAUGAGAAGCAACUGAAGCCAUUACCAGGUUUGAAGGGGGUUGAUGUGGAUGGUUUGGAGAGAACUUCUGGGGCAAAACAUGUAGAAGGUGCUUCUCAUGGUGGGCUUUCUGAAGCUCAAGAGGAUGGUAAGACUAAGGAUAAACCAAAGAAAAAGAGGAAGAGAAAGCCAAGGUAUCCCAAAGGGUUUGACCCGGCAAAUCCAGGUCCCCCACCAGAUCCAGAAAGAUGGCUUCCGAAGAGGGAAAGGUCAAGUUACAGGCCUAAGAGAAAGGAUAAGAGAGCAGCUCAGGUGAGAGGCUCUCAGGGUGCAGUAGUUAGAGACAAGACUGAAGCUAGUGCCUCAGCUACCAAUUCUAAUGGUUCUAACAUGAAAUCAAACCAAGCUGCUAGUUUGAAAGGAGUUUCACAGAAUGCCGAGCCAUCCAGACCUCAAUCUAAGUCAUCAAGAAAGAAGUCAAGAAAUUAAUCAGGAGAAAACAACAUUUUUGUGGUAAGAAAGUUGGAAAUUGUUUCACACGAGCAUUAUGUGUUCUUCAUUGAUCUUGAUAGACUAGAGUUUAACUAAUUUGUGAUGUUGGCUUCAUAUAAAACCUAUCAAGUCUUGAGGAUUUUUUUGGAGGGAGAGUUAGUGUUUCAUAAUUUCAUUGGAUUUU
Durio zibethinus is the source of this 2298-nucleotide messenger RNA. RefSeq lists its product as uncharacterized. Gene Ontology annotation, cellular component: signal recognition particle, endoplasmic reticulum targeting. Lineage: Eukaryota; Viridiplantae; Streptophyta; Magnoliopsida; Malvales; Malvaceae. Gene Ontology annotation, molecular function: 7S RNA binding; protein binding; ribosome binding. The record is from RefSeq and is a predicted model, not a curated record. Gene Ontology annotation, biological process: SRP-dependent cotranslational protein targeting to membrane.